AUGGAUGUGGGCAGAGGCAACCCGCCUCGGUCGAAUAUUCCCGGGCUGCAAACCGGCAUCGAAUCGCGGUAUGAACUGCCUCUCCGAAACACGGGGCCCAGUGCGCAAUACGCAGAGACUGUGAUCCAGUCCGAGACUACAAUUGGAAACUCGUUCUCAACGCCUACAGAGGCUUCCACUUCGACUCGCCCUCCGCAGACCCACAGCAUAGCCAGCGAUCUGUCUGGUAUACAUGGAGUUGCAGGAACAAACGCAGGACCACACUCAGACAGGAUGGUUCAGCUUAUAAUCCCGGAGGAAGAUCAUUCUGAAGUACAGUCUGAGGGAAGACAAACACCAAUAUAUCCAUGGAAGUUUGAAUUCACCUGGAAUUCCGAUCAUCUUUUAUUUGCCAACGAGCCUCUGGAUGUCAAAGAAGAUCUCGCAUCUGAGCUUGCUGAUAUCAUAUCCAGCGUCACCGUUAAUGCGGGCGAUUCCAGAAGAACCGCUCAUGAUACGGCUCCAUUUGAAGAUGUCAACGAUGCGAAACAAAUGACUCACGAUGCAGACUUUCGUUUUCCGCCUGGUUUUGAAUCAGUGGAGGACGAUCCUCUGCGCGACGCUCUGCGCAACGAUCUCAUUGCCGAUUUCCUACAUAAUAUCGACCAACAGAUCAUGGAUAUUCUCGACGACCAUUAUUGGCGAACGCAUACUCCGCAGAGAGUGAGCGGCCAGGGCAGAGUAGAUCGGCAGAAUGGUCAGCAUAGCCAUCGGUCCGCCAAUCCCUACAGUACAGCUCCUACAAGAUCCCGCGCACUAGGCUCAUCACGUCGUCAGCAAACAAGUGGCUCUGAGGACGGCGAUGAUGGUGACCAUGAGCAACUUGAUUCACAGCCAUCUGCGUCAAGGUCUAGGAGAGAGUUUCAUGUCGACUGCCCGUUUCGUAAACGGUACCCUCGUGUGUUCGCACUUAUUUGCCCACCAGCCGGCUUCGGAAGCAUCUCCUAUCUAACAAAGCAUCUGAGGAAGGCGCACACGACAAUUUACUGCACCAAGUGUCUACUGCCACUCAUCUCCAGCUAUGCUUUGUUUCAUGACUGUACUCCAUAUUUUUUAGGAGAUGAUAAGCCACGAACGGAGUUCCUAACCCCAAAACAUCUGGCUAGGCUCGAUGAGUUUUCUAAUCGAACCCAUUCUCGCGACCACAAGUGGCGGCAAAUUUACGAGAUAAUAUUUCCAGAUCAAGAUUCCGGACUGGUCAGCCCGUACGUAAGUGACUUUGCUAGGGACAUGGAGCGUGCCACGGCGCGUCCCCUGGAGCUAUGGCUGCAGAAGAGCCGAGCUGCCUUAGUGCAAGAUUUGUGCCAGAAUUUGGCGGUUGAAGGGUUGAUUCCCCCGCCUCUCAUCGUGAAGAGAUUCGAUCACACAGUCGAAAAGUGGAUCAUCAAAACUAUUAAUGGGCACCUGGAAAUGAAGCAAAACAGUCAAAGCAGCCAGAAUCACAGCAACCUGAAUUCCAACAGUCAAAGUAGUUACUCCAAUGUAACGGAGUUGGCGAGCAGUCAAGUUGUACCUCAAGGAGAACUAGACCACAACACACCGUUUACGCCGUCAUCUUUGGCGUCAUUUGAGCCCAGCAUAAGUUUCUGUCAGAUUCCAGGCUUCAGCGAAGACACAUCGGUGUUUACCACACUUCAGUCUACCUCAGCUGAGACCUGGGGCUUCCAGCAAGACCUCGGCGACGACAUGUCGCAAAUCCACCCUGACAUGCUUGGGAUAGACGAGUUCUCAACUAGUCAGGCCAUGAAUGAUGUGGACUUCACCCCGGCAGUGGGUCUCGAGGACCACAUCCUGUCGCAGCAGAAAUGCCCUUGUGCUGACUUGGGCCAACUUUGUGCUCCUUGUGACCUUGUGGCGGGCCCUAACGCAGAGCAGCACGCCCCCAUCUUCGUACCAGGGUACGGAUUCCAGCGUGGCCUGUCCAACAUAGAUUUUUCUGGAAAUUAUAUGAGCGGUGGGCCAGAUCUUGGCCCAUACUCUGACGCAGGCGAUACUGACAGGAUGUAUGCUCAGCCAGAUUUGACCGACUUUGCGCAGCAUGAUUUAUUUGAGAAUUACAGUAUGGGAUCUUUGUAA
Messenger RNA from Neoarthrinium moseri, 2115 nucleotides. RefSeq lists its product as uncharacterized. The coding region runs from base 1 to 2115 and encodes 704 amino acids. The record is from RefSeq and is a predicted model, not a curated record. Lineage: Eukaryota; Fungi; Ascomycota; Sordariomycetes; Amphisphaeriales; Apiosporaceae. The transcript has a single exon.